GUCAAAUUACGCUGCCGGCGUACUGUGUAUGUUCACUUUGUGUUUGGGAGUGCAUGUGCCACCGCCCAGCAUAUAUCUAUCCGUAGGAAGUACUUGCUUUGUGACGAACGAACGUCUCGUGAAUUUAAAUCGCAGCUUCGAAAGUUGCCGAUCCUGUAUGAUAUUCUACCAAACUGUUCAGGUUCUUGAAGUAGAAGCUCGCUUCACACAGUGUCAGUAUUUUACUACGCUCCUUGACGUUUAUCACCUAUUGUAGAAAGUCGAAAGUCAUAUUAUGGUUUACACCACUCGACGACGGCGCUUCGAAGAAGACUACCUAGUACGCUCCUGAGCUGUUACAGGAACUAAGAAAGAAGGGCACGAUCAUAACACCUUACGAAUGGCUGCUUGCUCUUAGCUGAAUGUUUUGGGUCCUGUAAUUCUCCGGAGUUCGAUUUCUUCCGCUUUGGCGACUGCGUUUCUGCCCAGUCCGCGUGCGACAAAUCCGACAUGAUGUUACGUGCUUCUCAUCGUCGCGCCACAGCAUUCGUCGAACUGGUUUGCUGCGGAUCCUGAGAAGAAUCAAAGUUGACGGCGUCCAAGUCCAUGGCGCCAGGACGAUGCAAUAAUUGACAACGCCAAGGACUGCGGCAGUCAAGUUGCAGAUCAGAACAGCAGGCGGAACAGAGGCACUUCAAUUUUCGUCCGGUGCUUCUUGUGCUAGCUUUACCGUCUCGGAAGACACGGCUGCAGGGCCAGGACGCGUAGCAAGGAAUAGUGUCUGAAUUCGGUCACGUUUUUGCGGGUGUCUUCAACAGGAACCGCCCGUACUUAGGUAGAUAUAUCGACUUUCGACAGCCGUGCUCCCGCUUUUAAGAAAUCAUCCAGAGGACGAGAUUGGGCGAGCGGUGCAAAGAAGCGGUUCAAACGAGGACGACCCCAGAAUUUGUUGUUACAGCCCACUUUCCCAGUUGCGGCGCACGCGAACGCAGCGGCAGCACAGCCUUUCGCAAGAACUCAUUGCAGCACCUACCCAGCGCCAGCAGGAGCCGCAGUGCACGCACAGACAUCUCCCUGCCACAGCGAGCAUCAAAACCACGGGAGCAGCAAGUGUUGGUGAUGAUUCAUGAAGUGUUUGCUAGGUAGUGCUUCAACAACUCCAUGUACAAGCAGAGAAACGCGGUAGCUACCAACUGAUCCGCGAGCAGCAAUCACAUCACGUAGCAGGAACUAUCACUACUAGGAUCGGACCGGUACUAGCGGCAGAUGAACCCGUAUGACAUCCGCGACAACUUGGGAGCGCAGAAUGCGGCAGAAGACGUGGAUCUCGAUAUCCUGAGCAAAAACGUUCCCACUCCAGAGUCAAGACGGGAAUUCUGCUAGACAAUUCAACCAGCUUUGGUUGUUGCGCAUGACAAGUCUGGCCUCGUAAGUAGUGUAGUCCUGUUUAGCUAGUUUGUUCUGCAGCGUCACAGAUUAAGCUUAUCGCACUGAUUCGAGCGUCACAAAUCCCAAAAAUAACCUAGAAAAUGCUCCUCGUGGGGCUCCGCAUGAGAAAUAUUUGAAGCAUACAGAUGGGCAUGACAAAGCUGGGGCGCAGACGUUUUUGCUCAGCAUACUCGAACAGGAGGACUUUGAGGUCGAUGAGCUCGUCUGCAUCAUCGACAAUGGCUCGGCGCUCACGAAUAUGCACUGCAAAUAUGUCUGGGUCUGGAAACUUGUGAUGCAAGCCAGGGAAUACUGGGCGCACUGUCAUGCGUGGCCAAGCAUGACAAGUUUUUGAGCUGCUAUGUGUAGCGUAGUUCUGCUAUGGCAGACUGCGCUUUUGCAUCACAGACACAUCGAUCUUGUUGCACCUACGCAUGACAGAGUUCCGAGUCAUGUCAGACAAGCGUGACAAGUCUCGCAAUCUCCCAGACCCAGACAUAUUUGCAUUUCAUAACGAAGGUGGGCAUGUCCUGCGACGACCAGCCAGUGUCGGUAUUUCUGAUUUGAUGUUCAUCCGGGCGCUGCGCAAAAAAGCACUAGUUCUUAUAUCGAUUCACCAAUUGUGACAAACAUGUAUUCUUUAUACUUGCAUAUUUUUUCCCACCAGCAACUUCUAUCCACAUUGCCAAGCAACACCGAAUCAGGUCUUCCCGACCGACGUGGGCAUUCCGCGAAGGCGGCACCGCAAGAAGUGCGACCGCGAUUUCUACUGUGGGAACGAGGUGGCCGAGAACCAGCAGUACCUGUCGGUAUCGCACCCGGUGGAGGGAGCGGUGAUUGAAAAUUUUCAGCACAUUGAGAUGCUGUGGGACUACAUCUUUGUGGACGUGCUGCAGAUCCAGCCGGAGAAGCACGGCGUGCUCAUCACGGAGCCGCCCUACAACCCCAAGCCAAACCGAGAAAGAACAGUCGAACUCAUGUUCGAGGCCUUUGGGGUAUAAUUCGGUUUUUCGUGCAAUGGUGUCUGCUUGGUUACUGCGACUGCGAAGACGAUAGUACAUAGGCGCAUAAUUGUUCAGAUUCACAAGUAGAACAACUUCUAUCGUGGCCGUUUGUUCUUGUCGUGUAAUACGUGACGUUGAGUACUUCUUCAGCACCCAUUCGUACCAAAUAUCCAGGUCCCCAGCUUAUCCGUGCGGAUCCAGGGGGUCCUCGCUUUGAUGGGGCAGGGCCGCACGACCGGUCUGGUGCUCGAUGCCGGCGCCGGGGUCACCCACGCCAUCCCCAUUCUCGACGGCUACGGGAUGCCGUACAACAUCAAAAAGAUGCACUGUGCGGGCCGGGAACUCGACGUUUACCUCGCAAAGCUGCUUGCAAAGGCGGGGUACCAGGUCUCCACUUCCUUCGCCCGACGGGAGAUUGUGAAGAUGAAGGAGCGGCUCUGUUACGUUUCCAUGGACCCCACAGAGGAGCGCGUGAUCAAGCCCGCGAUCUACAAGAUGCCCGACGGAGAGAAAAUUCAGCUCGGGGAAGAGUGCUGGAAGUGCCCCGAAGCGCUGUUCAAUCCUGGACAGGUAUUGGAUUUUGAUGCCGAUUGCGAUUUCACACUCUACUUCAUGUUGCAUGCCCAUGCAUGACUUUUUUAAAUGUAUCCUCCGUUCAACAUGUACAUCUGCAGCUCUGAAGAAUGAAAAUCUGAAAGAAUUUCUGUAUAAUCCGCACGUAUCUACAAAACAGCUUGGCAUCGAAGCGGAGGCGGGUGGUGUGGCGGGCCUGAUAUGGGACUGCGUAGCUGGCUGCGAGAUCGACACGCGCCGGCCGCUGCUGCAGAACAUUGUGCUCUCUGGUGGCACAACCAUGUUCAAAAACUUCGACGCGCGGCUCUCCCGGGAACUGAUGCUGAUGUCCAGCAGCCAGCUGCCGACCCGGGUGGUGACCACCGCGACCGACCGGAAAAACUCCGUGUGGCAGGGGGCACAAGUGUUCGCAAAUCUCGGCAGUAUGCAGCGGGAUUUGUGGAUAACAGCGGGGGACUAUGACGAGUACGGAGCGGGGUACAUCCACGAAAAAGUGAUGAUGAAGUACAGCUAGCGAUAAAACUUGAAGAUGUGCUGCUGGUCGGGUGGAUUUAAAAAUAGCCACUCUUGUGAAGAUGCUGUGGUUGAUCCACACGACAUGACGUGACAGUGUUUUGCGCAGCAUUUAUUUCUGUGGUGGAUUCUGGAUGAUGAAGAAAUUGGGGUUGUUUUGCGGUGGCAUGCUGACCACAUGAAGCACAAACAUAUAAAGAUCAAGCUGGAGCAGCUUGGAGGAUGCAGAAGUGACGAGCAUGUUCUUCGACGUGGCGCGUCGUGCUGUGUUCUGCCUAAGUACUGUGCUUAGCACUGGGUGGUUUCUUUUUGAAGACAAGUUCCUCAGUUUG
Messenger RNA from Amoebophrya sp. A120, 3829 nucleotides. Lineage: Eukaryota; Dinophyceae; Syndiniales; Amoebophryaceae. The record is from the annotation of a GenBank genome assembly.